Molecule: messenger RNA, 1215 nt
Organism: Helobdella robusta
Lineage: Eukaryota; Metazoa; Annelida; Clitellata; Rhynchobdellida; Glossiphoniidae
Exons: 8
Coding region: 1-1215 (404 amino acids)
Source: RefSeq, a predicted model, not a curated record
AUGAAAGAAUUAUUCUCAGUGGCAGGGUCCGAUGGUAGGGAACAUGAGGCUGAUGGCUUUUUCAAAGUUGUGCAAGUGGAGCCAAAAUUUGCAUACUACAACGUGCCAACCAAUGUGAAAGUACAUUUCAAAUCUGCAAUCAACAACCUGAGCUCGGCAUGCAAAUCCAGUCAAUUUGGUUUCUACAUGCUAGAGGAUUUUACUUACGAUGAAAAUUCUUCCAUCAUAUACAAGAGAUUGACGGUAAAGAAUGAUGACGAUGAUUAUGGCAGCGAAGGAUGUAUUUUGCUGGCCAGCGUUUUAAAAUCCAGGGGCAGUUUACAGUUGCGAACGGAAUCAAAACUUUUCCUCAAAUUCAACAAACGAAUCAUAAAUACUAAUACAUCCUUCUUGUUCAAACCUAAAAGUUCAUUUCAACCUUCUAUUACGCCUUCAGCCACUAUCAUCUCCGGAGGAACGCGGGUUGUCAUCAGCGGUGAGAACAUCGAUCAGUCCGCUGGCGACCUCAAGAUGUUCGUUCAAUGUUUUGAAAUGGAUAGUGGUCUUUAUUGGGAGAACCAAGAGACUUGCGAAGUGGCGUCACCGACAUCUGUCCAAUGCAAACAACCGAAACUUUUGUUUUCUGAGAAACUGAUGAAAAAUUUGAGAUUGAAAGCAGAGGAGAACAUUUCUGUUCCGUUAAAUUUGACUGGGAGAGCUCAGUUAACGUUCACUUUGAUGUUCGAGAAUGAAUCACAUACGCUGACGGCACCCAGUAUCUACAACGACCCCAUCAUCGACACAUUCCAUCCUUAUGUGCAGACUUUCGACAUCGAGAAAGAUAAAAGAAUUUUUAUAAAAGGCAAGUGGGCGAAAGUGAAAUGGUCAGCUGCACACGAGGUGCUGAUAACGGUUGGUGAUGGUAGAUGCGAAGAUAUAAAGAGGGAGAGCAGGUUCGAAAUUUCAUGCUGCCCUUCGUUUGCCGCCACUCCAUCUUUGCUUCAUCCAGCGAAACCUUUGUUGGUGAAGGUGGAGAUAGGUCACGCCACGUACCAACUCGGCUAUCUCAAAUACAGCAGUACCAAAGUCAUCUUCAACGUCAUCAUCAUCACCAUGGUGACCAUUUUAUCAUUGGUUGUGGUGACACGAGGGGCAGGAACCCUCGCCACGCUCCUGCCUGCGCCAACAUCUGUGGUAAAAAAUAUUUACUCGCACCAUUACCUCGUGAAAAUAUAG